Molecule: messenger RNA, 7238 nt
Organism: Paramuricea clavata
Lineage: Eukaryota; Metazoa; Cnidaria; Anthozoa; Malacalcyonacea; Plexauridae
Source: the annotation of a GenBank genome assembly
AUGAAGAAACGUAUGUGUGUAAACUGAAAACGAGGCUAAUAAAAAAUAACGCGUGCAAUGCAUUAAUAUAGCCUCGUUAUCAUGCCAUCUAUAUAGCGACGUACAUUUGUUAAAAAUAAACAUUACAAAACAUCAAACUUCCAAAAUUCAUUAACUUCGUAACAGAGUCGAGGCUAUGUGUCUACAAAUUAAUGAUGCGUUUAAGUGAUUGUGCGAGUGUUAAUUAUUUAAAUACAUUAAUUUAGGGACGAUAUUUGCUACCGUGCAAGAAAACGCUGAUCGAAGACAAUGUAAGUACGAAAAAAGAAAAACAGAUAGGACCGGUAUAAAGGGUCUUUAUUGAUGGAAUUUUCAGUGUUAUUACUGCAGGCAUGAGAUAAUAAGUGGCCAUGCAGGAUUGCUCAUUAAGCUUAUAUUUAUAAGACUUUUAGAUUUCUUCAUACAUAACCAAAUUUAAUUGAACAAAAUUAAAGUGCUGGUUAUAUAAUAUAUUGAUGAAUUAAUGAUCUAUUCUUGUUGGUUUUUUUAUAGAUGUGUAUAACGCAACAGAUCAAUAUAAUCCGGCAGGUAAUUGGUAAUAUCCAUGAGGGCUGCACGGUUGUUCAAAGCCGGAUUAGCACCAACCCUCGGUUAACAUUUAACCUGCUGUUUUAGUGAAUAUAUUUCUGCACGUCUGUUUAUUUCAAAACUUCAGAGAAGAAAACGUCUACUGAUUCAGACAAGAUCUCUGAAGAAAUAUUUCCAAAUUUAUAAAACAAGCUGUUGAGAACUAGUUGGCUUUGAAUUUCAGGUUAACCCAUGAGGUUAAGCUAACCCAGCUUUGAAUAACUGGCCCACUCAGAUAUAAAUAAUCACAGAAAUUUUAUAAUGUCUUGAAAUUUCACGAAGAAAGAAAAGUUUUCUCAACAUGAAUUUCUAUCGAAUCUUAAAACUUAAAAGCUUAAAAAUCCCUUUUAAAACAUACUUUAUACUAUUAGGAAUGGCGGUUAACUAUAUAUAUAGUUUCGUCUAAAUGCUCUCCGAGUGUGGCCACACCCUGCAAUUAGGUGAAAUAUUUUUGCUUCACCGCUGUGAGAACCGAACCCGCGACAUCUGGUUUGCUGACUUUGCUAGUCCAAUGCUCUAUCAACUGAGCUACGAGGUCAAGUCGGUUCGAGUGCGUGAUAUUUCGGAACUCGAACCGACAUACGCGACAUAGAAAGUGAAUCUUUUCUCAAUAGUCAUGAAAAUUUCAUCUCUAUGACCUUUUAUAGUGGCGUGUACGGACCACCCUCAGAAGUUAGAUACGUGUGCUCACUCAAGCAAACGAUGCCAUUGUGAUGAAAACCGUUAUGAAAUGUACACGUAUUGCAAGAGGUCGUGUGGGUACUGUGGUACGGAAAGAUUACGUAAGUAUGUCAAUUGUAAACAAAACAGCAAUAAAAGAAAAAAGACUUAUCAACAUUGAAGCUGAACUGCCUUAAAUUAUAUUGAAUAUAGCUCUAUCAGUAGGCCCAUCUCUGCAGGCGUACUGCUCUGGGAAGAACCGAAAGUCUGCUCCUGCAUAGUGGGACUCAAAUUUUCAACAUUCACGAACAUUAUAUUUUAUCGGUUAAUGUUGCUUUAAAUGAAUGAGAACUUCAACAUUAGUUUCAACAUGAAAUAUACAAGAAAUAAUAGCAUAUGAUAUUUAAGAUUGAAAAUUUUCUUAGAAUUUGUAUGGGAAAGUGCUCAUUUCGCCAUCCAGAUUCCAUACAAAUCCUAGAAAAAUUUUCAAUUUUAAAUUGAACGCCAUUUCUUCCAUAUUCCACAUAAACUUUUCACUUUUACUAAUAUUGAGGUGCUCGUUUUCCGACAAAUGGGGUCACGUGACCAAUUAUUCAUAGUUAUAAUUCCUGACGAUUACUAAAGAUUAGUCGAAAAUAUGAAAUAUUUCGAUUAAUCUUUCGAGUUUCCAUUGUAGAUUGUACUUUAUUAUACUACUCAGUGGAAUAGAAUCUAUGGGGUUUCUAUGUGUGUUUUAAAAUAGCAUAACGAAUCAAAUAUAGCACUUUUCUGACCGACAGCUGAUAUACCGUAGUUUUGAAUAAGUACUCAUGGAAGAAAAUCCUACUCAAUCCGUGUAUUUUAUAUUCAUGCAGCACAACGUUUUUGGCGCGUCGUGAACUGGGCGCCACUCAACAGAACAUGGUUCGUGAGCGAAAUUCAAUUCUUCAAAAGUAAACAUGACAAAAUUCCGCUGCCCACAAACAACCCUGCCAGUGCGAUAGCAAGUUCCACCUACCUCUCGUUCCCAGCCCCCCAUGCUUUCGACGGCAACAGGGCCACUGCUUGGCUACCAGACGGCUGGUGGGAGCGUAUGGCUGGAGGAGACUGGAUCGGGUACGAUUUCCCAACACCCGUGGACAUCAAUGCAGUUCGUGUUAUCUCAGACUACAAUGAUACGUCCGAUGUUUCUGCCAAGAUAUUGGUCGAAGCUGGACCGACGGCAUUUGGACCUUUUCAAACAAAAUGGAUGAGUGUUAAUUAUGAUCGAAAGGCUGAUAUGAGAUUUAAUAAUCCAAGUAAGUACUGUUCCUGGGCUGCUUGUGUAUUUCAGAUUUAAUAAUCCAAGUCUUGUCUUGGGGUCUUGUAGCCUGCGUACCUGGCGAUUUUAAUUAAGGGGUUGGCCUUAGGGAGGUGACGAGGCGCGGGAAAGGCGAAAAUGCAGGCGAAAUUUUACCGAUAAGUUAUCUACGGAGAUAGAUAAGUCCGUCACCGGACGACAUCCUUUACAGCAGAUUCACUGAGAAUACAACCAUGCCCGCCCAGUAAAAAUAAUCCAAAGGUGAAUUCCAUGUAUACUCCGAGGAAAUACUUUAAAACUCCCAAGUUGGUGCUUGAUAUCACACGAGGCAAAUUAAUAUCAACACUUUCACUUAUCACUGCACAAAUUGCUUAUCACUGCAUACUGAAACUAGGUAUCCUUUGGACCAAUAGACAGAAAUAUGGUAGUUUAGGCACCUCGAUUAAGGAAGUCAGUUUAAUUGAUUUAACCUUGUUUUCCUGAUCUUACACCUUUAUAUCUUCCCCAAGGAUGCCCGUUAUUUUGGAAACGUUUCAUGACGGAUACAUACGCGUAUUGUUAUAAGCUCAUCACGGAGUACCUUAGUUGGCCUGAGGCAAGAGAUAAAUGUGGCACCUACGGAGGAGAUCUUGUCAGUAUUAAUACUCACGAGGAACAGGUGUUUGUACAAUCAGAGAUACUCACGUGUGGGUAAGUUUCACUAGGUGUAGAGGAGGUUAUAGCCAUUGCGGCGCACGAACGAAGUUUGGCAUCGCUUUAUAUUCCUAGUUUGUUAGUUUGUUCGGAAUGAUAAGCCUUGGUAUUUAUUCCAAAAGUAGUAUGUCUUCGCGCUUGUUGUGCACUUGUUUUCCGCAUGUUCCAGGUCACCGCACUGCAGUACUAUAUCUGGUUGGCGGAAAGGGGGGGAGUACCCUCGAGGCCCCCGGGUCCGCCACCCAUGGACAAAUGUCGGCAGAAUAAACUGUGGACCAUGAUCACAAUUUCCCAGCAACUACUUUUUAGAUAACAUGACUCUUUGUCAUGCAGAAAUUGCGUUGCAAAAUUGAAGCAAAAAUCGCCUCGUGUAACAAGGCCUGUUAUACUUAAUAAGUUGGUUUUGACUGCUAUGUUUACCAUGGUAGGAAUAGUCAGAACCGAUGAAAUAGAGGAGUCUUAUUACAUACUUUCAGAUACACAUGGCUAGGUUUUAAUGACCGAGAUAAAGAAGGCACAUUCGUAUGGAGUGAUGGGAAAAACAGCUCGUUCUUCUACUGGGAUAACGAUGUGGAAUCAGACGGUCAAAUGAGUGAAAAUGAAGAUUGUGUGGCGAUGACGAACGAGGGUCAAUGGAGAACGUUUCAUUGUGAAAAUAGAUUCUAUUUCUUCUGUAAAAAGCGAAUUUGUAAGUUCCAAUUUAUGCCACUCUUUCAGGGUGUUAGCUAGCCCAUAUACUGUCCGUUUGACGGACUCUUCCCAAUUGAAGUAGAUAAGGGGCUUUUUUUUGACUGCGUCUACUGGAAGAUUUUCAUUUUUUCUGAUGAGAAAGUGCAUUGCGUUUGAUUUUAUAUUAUUAUAUCAAAGAACGUUUUAUUUUAUUUUCCCCAUUAACUAUUUUCUCAAAAUGUAUCGCGUUUCAUUCAUAUUGGGUGUGUAUUCACUGAAAUGAAAUGUACAAAACAAAGUGUAAUCGGUGUGCAUCCGUGUUCAUUCACCGGAAAUGAAAUAUACAAAACGAAGUGCCAUCGGGUGCAUUUUUCAGUGUUCAUUCACCGGAAAUGAAAUGUACAAAACCAAGCUACCGUUGUUUGCAUCUAAGGAGAAACACGUUGGAAAACAACACUAUUUAUUCCACAAGGACUUUGAUGGGUCAAAAAAACUUUCCCAAUUUACGUUUAAUUAACGGACAAAACUUUUUUCUGGCUAACACCCUGUCUUUAUACAUUAGGAAUAAAAAUCGAUUCCUUGGUUGAUUUUUAGUUUGCCACAACAAAUCGGUCGAAUCAUCAACCUUGUAGUAACCAGUCUGACGCAGCCAGUUGAGAACUGCAAGCAAUAGAACAAACCUUGUAAAAGAUCCACUGCGGGACACAGGUCUACCCUCUGAACGAAAUUUGGUUCGGUCAUUUGUUCAAGUAUCACUUUGUUGUUUAAUUUUUUUAGUACAAAAGCUACUUCUUCUUCCUUUUAGUGACCGACGGCGACAAAAUUGUUGAACCUAACACAGUCCACAGACAAACUGAACAAGUCAAUCAGACACUACCGGAGGGCGUCCCACCCCCAGAGAUUCCUCUUCCAGCAGAUGUUGAAUAUCCACCAGGAGUUACGCCCCCACCUCCCCCACCUUAUCCCUAUACAUAUCCAAAACCCAACCCAGGUAAUACUGUCUUUAAAGUUUAAUCGUUUCUACUAAUUAAUGAGCCACUCCUUUCUUUUGAAAGUUGUUCUACAAUACAAAUUUUUACCAUUUUUAUUCCAUUACAUUUCCAACAUGAGUGCUAACUUCAACAUAAUCAAGCAUUAAUUGAAGAUACAUCUUGGAAUUUAAAAUAUUUUUUUCUUUUUACAUCAUAGAACAUUACAGCUUACUUAUAAGCGAAUAAACUAUUUGCCUUCUUUGCAGAAGUUGUUACGGCUCGAACGUGUUCGAGUCAUCAGAAUGUAUGCAAAGGAAACUAGUAAAUUGCCAGCAAUUGGGCUUGCAUCUAAACAUGAAUUGUGCAAAGCCCUGGUCAAACGAGAAUUAAAGCUGAGAAUCGAGAGUUUGCAUGAGAGUUGAGAAGCGAGAGUUGGCAUGAGAAUUUCUCAACCCCUGUGCCCCGGUCAAAGAGAACAAGAGUUGAAUGAGAGUUGAGAAUGGAGAGUUUGCAUGAGAGUUUCUCAACCCUCGUGUCCCGGUCAAAGAGAAUAAGAGUUGAAUGAGAGUUGAGAAUCGAAAGUUUGUAUGAGAGUUGAGAAUCGAGAGUUUCUAAACCCUUGUGUCCCGGUCAAGGAGAACAAGAGUUGAAUGAGAGUUGAGAAGUGAGAUUUUUCCGAUGAGAGUUGAGAAUCGAGAGUGUGCAUAAGAGCUUCUCAACCCUCGUGCCCCGAUCAAAGAGAACAAGAGUUGAAUGAGAGUUGAUUGGAUAUUUAUACCGCGCGGAAACACUUAUCAACUCUCAUUAAAAUUUGAAUUAGUUCAAAGUCAAUGAGACUUGGCGAUCAAACGCAAAUUCUCAUCAACUCUCAUCCACGUUGGAGCGGGAUUUAAGUGACUUGAUAAUAUAGCUAAUUUAGAUGACUUAAUAAUUUUAAAUUUUAUGAAAAACGCAUCGAAAGAAUUUUUUUUAAAAUGAGGAAAAAAUAUCUUUAUACUAGUUUUAUCUUUUAUGCAAAGUUUUGCAAAAAAAUUCUUCACAAUGUUAACGGUAUAUUUUACCUUUGAUAAAAAUGAUCGAAAAAGGUUAGGACUUUUCUUAUACUCUUGAAAUUUGAUGUAAUUCAGUUUGCAGUUCUUCUAAAAUUAUCGCAUAUUUUUCAGUGCCUGGAAUUAUUCACCGAAUCAUGCAACAUGUUAGCCGUGUAACGCAACAAAUACUCAAUCCAACAGGUUGGAAUUCUGGUAAAAAAUAAAAAUGUGAAUUUUGAUUGAAAACUAACCAACUAACACAUUUCUUUACUGUAAUUAUUCUGAAAACUAACCAAAUCAAGCAAUUUUGACUAAAAUAAAAUAAUAAUUUACUUUAGAAACUAACAAUUAAAAAGAUUUACAAAUUUCUUUGUGUCAUAUUAAUCAUAAAAGUAACUAGGCUAACACUUCAAAUAAACCAAAAAUGGCCAAGAACUAACCAAAUAAGAGUUAAAAUAAUAAUAAUCAAAGAAGAAAAAGAAGCCACUACUCAGCAAAACGUAAUAUUCAUGGACAAAGUGACCAUGUCACUUUUCAAAUGUCUUUUCUAAUCUUAUUCAUCUAUGUACACGAGGCAUUAUUACUAAUAGAAAAGAUAACGUAAGUACGUAACCAUAGAAAAUAAUCAGUCAACAGUUAGUAAACAAAUCACAAAAGAACUUAAGGCAAAUAAUAACAAUUGUUCACUUUUAGGUAAGCCCACAGUAACUGAAACAUCAACCCACAAAAAAGUUGCAUCUGGUGAUGAAACACCGACCAAAGGAGGUCCAACCCCAUCAAAUUUGGGUGGACCUCAAUCAAACACACCUGCUGAUGUGGGUGGACCUCAAUCAAACACACCUGCUGAUGUGGGUGGGCCUCAAUCAAACACACCUGCAGAUGUGGGUGGGCCUCAAUCAAACACACCUGCAGAUGUGGGUGAACCUGAAUCAAACACACCUGCAGAUGGGGGCAAACCAGCAUCUGCUACACCAAUUGUUGCAGAAACCCCACCUGCAGGACAGGCACAACCUGCUACAGAUGCACAACCUGCCGCAGAUGCACAACCUGCCACAGAUGCACAACCUGCCACAGAUGUAUCGCCUCCAGCUCCAUCUGCCCCAGCUGUAGCCCCACCAUCACCACCAGUCGCAACCCUGCACCCCAAACAACACAAGCAUCAUGCAAAGAGAAUUGGAAAGAAACAUCACCAUAAAGCAUUUCAUGGCACAAUCAAAUAUAGAGCAAGGGCAAGGAAAGGGAAAACAAAUCACAAAAAGAAGAUAGUAAAGGUUAACAUGAAAAAUGAAAAACAGGGUAAGUCCAGGAUUAGACUUUUUUAAAUCUGCA